Messenger RNA from Drosophila melanogaster (fruit fly), 969 nucleotides. RefSeq names its product Rtnl2 (gene Rtnl2). The record is from RefSeq and is marked reviewed. NCBI's taxonomy places the organism in Eukaryota, Metazoa, Arthropoda, Insecta, Diptera, Drosophilidae. Bases 111 to 878 code for a protein of 255 amino acids. The transcript is spliced from 3 exons. Gene Ontology annotation, cellular component: endoplasmic reticulum membrane.
GGCUAACAUUUUUUGGAAUCUGCUACUAUUUUGUGUAUUAUUCAUAUUUUCAUACAAUUGAAGAUUUUCUGAAGAUGCCAUCCGAACGUGCUCUAAAGACAUUCGAAAAUAUGAGUACCGAUACUUUGAUAAAGGCUAAGGACUCCAGCCAAAUAUUUAUGGAUCUGAAGAACCUGUUGUUAUGGCGCAAUAGCCGAAAGACUUUGAUCGUCUUCACGGGCAUCCUGCUCCUCCUGCUGGAUGUGAUGGUCCACUCGGUGAUCAGUGUGAUAAGCAUGGUAGGGAUCACAGUUCUCAUAGCAGCUAUUGGCCAUCGCCUUUUGGUACAGUUCUGGAGUAUCUGGAAGAAGGAUGAGAACAAAGAUCAGAUCUUACGUUUCUAUCCUCACCCGAAGAUAGAAAUCCCCCGGGAGGAGACUCUUUAUCUGGCCGGGAAAGCAGUUUCCCAUAUUAAUUUAAUUUUAAACCGUAUGAUAGAAUUGUUGCUGGUGGAAAAGUGGGAGGAUUCCUUGAAGUUCCUAGUUUUGCUCUGCGGCAUCAAUUUGCUGGGCGAUUGCUUCAACGGAUUGACUUUGCUUAUAUUUGGACACUUGUUUAUUUUUACCGUACCAAAACUGUACGAGUCGUAUAAGCCAUUCGUUGAUGUCCAGAUCCGAAAGUUCCGUAAAUGCAAGAUAGAUAAAUCGAACGUUGAAAAACCGAUUUGUAUUCAGAAAGAGUGUCCGCCGGAGUCAGCAUACGAGGGUCAGGAAUCCAAAGAGGGCAAAGUACUAUAUGAGCCAUGCGAUAAUGAGCCACUUCGAAAUCUCCUAGAGCUCCACAAAGGAUGUCGUUGUCCUGAUUGCGAGCACCGGUAUUUGCCAGUUGAGGCUCGCUAAACUAUAUUCAUAUGAAUAAGAAUCCACCCUCUUUGAUGUUAUUGUUCAAAAUUAAUGUUGUGGAAAUAUAUAUUCUACAUAUUUUCCACUC